This is a messenger RNA of Caenorhabditis angaria, 949 nucleotides long. The record is from the annotation of a GenBank genome assembly. Lineage: Eukaryota; Metazoa; Nematoda; Chromadorea; Rhabditida; Rhabditidae.
AUGAAGGAAAAACGUGAGUUUCUCGAAUUCAAAUUCACCUAAUUUAAUAUAUUUUCCAGAAAAUAUUUAUGACAGAAACCCCGUAUUGAUGUUCAACCCAGAUCAAAACGACGCUCUAAUUCCAGAAAAUGAAGCAAAACCAUGUUGUGAAGAAUGUUCGCUAGUUUUCAGAACCUGGGCUGGAUUUGAAUAUCAUAUUAUGAAAGUGCAUGUCAAGUUAGUUAUCAGUCUCAAUUUCUUAUACGAUAGUUUUUUUUUCCAGUCACUGUCCAUAUCGUUGUCUUUAUUGUGGUAUGAUGUUUCACAUAGAAAGCGAAGGAAGAUAUCAUAUAAAACAUCAACACGAUUUUGGCAACAAUGAGCAAGUAGAGGUAUUUUUUUAAAUAUUUACUAGUAUUCUCCAAGGGAAAAGCGACAUUGGAGAGAUUCUCAGGGUUCCCAUAUGUUAUACUUUAAACUUGUCCAUUUCUAAAAUCUGGGGGUUCCCAAUUUUUAAAAAUCCCCCGGAAAUUUCUUCGCGAAAACACACAGCGCGUAUUUCGCGUCAAGGUUGCGCGUAUAAUUUGUUGUUUGCGGGCAGUCGGUGUUGACAUACACUCUUAUUUUUUCCGUUCUUUCUUUAGGUUUGGGAUUUCAGUUCAAUAAUAAUUUUAUUUUUCAGUUGGGAAAAAAUGCGAAUUUAGAAAAAGAGGAUGAAAUGUUGUACUAUUAUAAGAAAAUGAUAUUGUUGAAAAAUGGAAAUGAAGAUGAAGAUGAGAAAGACCAACUGAAGGAACAAAUUCCAUCUGCAAUUCUCAAUUAUCCAUCUGCAAAUGUUUUGAAAUAUGAUCGAGUAAAGUUCGAACUUCCACGUGUUUUAAAACGGAAUCCCAGCAGCUCAUCAGAAAAUUUUCCAAAAGUUGAUCGUUAUGAUAGUUAUGACUUUUACAAAACUUUUAGGGAUUCUUAA